This is a messenger RNA of Brassicogethes aeneus, 943 nucleotides long. The record is from the annotation of a GenBank genome assembly. Lineage: Eukaryota; Metazoa; Arthropoda; Insecta; Coleoptera; Nitidulidae.
GUUUGUUGUAAGGUAAUAAAUUUUGCAUUAGAUUGAAGUAUAUUGUUACCUUUUAAACAGAUUUAAAGCUAAACACCGCGGUGCACUAUAUUGAUAUGAAUAAUUUUUGUGGCAAAAGAGUUUUAGUUACGGGAGCAGCCCAAGGUAUAGGAUAUGGAAUAACCAAACGAUUAGUGGAACUUGGUGCAACAGUUGUGGCUCUGGAUGUAUCUACGGAAAAACUUGGCCAAUUAAAACAAGAGUUUCCAAAAAUUGAAAAUAUCUCUGUAAAUCUUAAAGACUGGAAUGCAACCAAAAAGGCGGUUACAUCUGUCUUUCCAAUCAACCAUCUCGUUAAUAAUGCUGGUGUUGCAAUUGUAGAACCAUUUUUGGAAGUUUCUGAGAAAAAUUUUGAUGUGUCUUUUGACGUAAAUAUUAAAGCCGUAUUCAACGUAACCCAAACAGUAAUAGAAAACCUAACAUCCACAAAUACUCCAGGAUCUAUUGUAAAUAUUUCUUCGCAAGCUUCCCAAGCAGCCUUAUUCGAACACUCAGUGUAUUGUUCCAGUAAGGGGGCAGUAGAUGCCUUUACUAGGGCCGUUGCCUUGGAAUUUGGGCCAAAAAAUAUUAGAAUUAACGCUGUGAAUCCCACCGUUGUUAUGACAGAAUUGGGCAGGAAAGUUUGGUCGGCUCCAAAAAAAAGUGAACCAAUGUUGGCUAAAAUUCCCAUGAAUAGAUUUGCCAAAAUAGAAGAUGUAGUUGAGGCAGUUAUUUUUCUUUUAAGCGACAAAGCCUCUAUGAUAACUGGAACAUGUUUGCCUGUGGAUGGUGGCUUUUUAGCUUGUUAAAAAUGUAUACGUUUAGUUUAUUCCUUCUGCAAACGACAUGUACACAUUUAUUGCUGUUUCCAUUUUUAUAUUACCUUAAUAAAAAUUGUAGGUAAAGAUGUUUAGGUACUAGUAAA